AUCGGUUCUGCUUCCCGGCUCCUGCAAUUUUUUUGGAAGAAAGGAGAGGAAAGGAAGGAAGGACAACCAGAGUCGAGACCCAGUCGACUAACCGCUGAUUUGAAUUGACAGACACUUCUGUUACGAUUUAUACUGCCUGAAAAUCGCAUUGCGGAAUGGCUUCUCGCAACCAUCUCGACGACGACGAUGACUUCGGCGGUGAUUUCAGUGGAACCCACAACGGCCGGCGCUCGGGUAAUAAGAGAAGCUUUGGGGAUCUUGAGGACGAUGAAGAUGAUCUCUUUAGCUCCAAGAAGGGUAAUUCAAAGGUAGAAGAAACCGCAAUGAUUCUGUCUCUUCGUGAGAGCCUUGAUACCUGCAGGAAUGACCUUGCGACAUGCCAAGUAUGUUCCACUGCCUCCUUGCUUUGCAAAUUCUUGGUUUCGCUAGAAUUGACGGAGCUUGAAACAGCAAAGUUGGAUAUUCGGAAGUGGCAUUCUGCAUUUGAGAAUUCGUCUUUCAUACCCUCAGGGGCAUCUCCUGAACCUAAACUAGUCAUCAAUUAUCUUCAGACUCUGAAAUCAUCAGAGGAGUCAUUGGAGGAACAGCUUGAGAAAGCAAAGAAAAAGGAAGCAGCCUUCAUUGUUACAUUUGCCAAGCGAGAGCAGGAGAUAGCAGAAUUGAAGUCUGCAGUUCGGGACUUGAGAGCACAACUGAAGCCACCAUCAAUGCAGGCAAGGAGAUUGCUCCUUGAUCCAGCAAUUCACGUGGAAUUUACUCGCUUGAAGAAUUUGGUUGAAGGGAAGGACAAAAAGGUGAAGGAACUACAGGACAACAUUGCUGCCAUGAAUUUUACAACACAAAGCAGGAUGGGGAGGAUGCUAAUGGCAAAGUGCAAGACUCUCCAAGACGAAAAUCUUGAGAUUGGUGCUCAAGCAGCUGAAGGAAAGAUCCAUGAGUUGGGAAUGAAGCUCGCCUUGCAGAAAUCUCAUAUUGUGGAGCUCCGAAAUCAGUAUGAAGGCUUGUACAAACACAUGGAGGGCCUAACAGAUGAUGUCGAGAAGGCAAAUGAAAUGGUGCUCAUCUUACAAGAGAAGCUUGUAGAGAAGGAUAGUGAGAUCAACCAGCUGAAGCAGAAGCUUGAGCUGCAUCAGAAAACCUUGGUAGAAGAAGCAGAGCCACCCACUGACUUAGCUGCAGCUCCAGAAAACGCAGUUAGCAAUGAUGAACUAAUGACUCCAAAACAAGAGAUUGAGGCUGAUUAAAAUGUUUUGUAAGAAGAUUUUGUAGUUUGCUGGCAUUCGAAUUUUGCUUUAGUUGUAUGUGCAAUGUGUACAUUAAACAUGGCUUCAUUAGUCAUUCUUUCCACACAUUUUUGUUCUCUGGAUGAAUGCAUCUAAAGUUAGCAUAAAAGUCUGGUAGUGCAAUAAGGGCUACAUACAAGUACUCUCUAUGAAGGGUAUCUUGUAUAAUCGGAUAUGACGGUUAAGCUGAGAGUGUAUAGAAUUCCUAUUUGCUCUGCAAAAAAUCCUGGCAUUUCAUCGAUGCUUCCUUUUGUUGCCUGUCGGCCAACCAAAAACAGCAUUGCCAGGUUCCCAACUGCCUGUAUUUGGUUCGGCCAAUCCUUUCCUGCUGCUGCCAAGAGCUUCUCCCUGCACACGUUCCAACAGCAUGGGGUCGUUUGGAUUAGAGAUUUUGAUAAUGAGGGAUUUUAAUUAAAAUCUCUCGUUUAAAAUACCUGGAAAUUUGUA
This is a messenger RNA of Linum tenue, 1730 nucleotides long. NCBI's taxonomy places the organism in Eukaryota, Viridiplantae, Streptophyta, Magnoliopsida, Malpighiales, Linaceae. The record is from the annotation of a GenBank genome assembly.